Molecule: messenger RNA, 492 nt
Organism: Clavispora lusitaniae ATCC 42720
Lineage: Eukaryota; Fungi; Ascomycota; Pichiomycetes; Serinales; Metschnikowiaceae
Source: RefSeq, a predicted model, not a curated record
AUGCAACCGUUUUCAUGUGCUUCUCGCUCGCUUUAUCUUCCAGAAUGUAUACAAAGUGAUUUGGAGCUUCGUAGCCCUCAGAGUCGCUCUGUGAGCGAGCAAAAUGUGUUGCCAUCUGUAAUGCAACGCACUGUUAGCGUAUGCACGCUCGGUAGUUUUCACCUCGCAUCGCCGAUGUAUUUUUUUUUUUUUUACAUGCAGAUGCAGCACCAAUGGAGUUACUCUUCCGCUUACCAAGAAUCUCUUCCACCACCGGUGUUCUUGCCAAUACGGGCGGUGCAAAGGCGAAAACGCAAAGACUCCAAGGACUCACUGGAUUCUUGCUUUGUUCCAUAUGUCCGAGGCCGACCCCCGAACUUAUGUCACAUGACUUCGGGCCGGCACUUCCAUUCACCCGGCAUCCUGCAACGGCCCAUAUCGCUAAGUAUCAGAGCAAACGCCAUAACCCCAGCAAUCACGGACUUUGCAACCACUAUGGAGGGGUUCUUGUAG